Molecule: messenger RNA, 1071 nt
Organism: Nymphalis io (European peacock)
Lineage: Eukaryota; Metazoa; Arthropoda; Insecta; Lepidoptera; Nymphalidae
Exons: 3
Coding region: 1-1071 (356 amino acids)
Source: RefSeq, a predicted model, not a curated record
AUGUCACUACAAGAUUUUAGAAGACAAACGGAAGAAAUUCGUCUUGAAAAACCACCAAAAAUAGAGAACGAUGAAUCAAGUCAAAACCUAGUAACAUUCUUAGUAAAUAACGUAAAACAGAUAUUCACUGAUGCCGAAGAACCAAUUAUUCUUCUCGAGCCAGAUCUUAAUACUGAAAGUAAAAAUACUAUUGAAAUAUCAACAACAGACAUCAAAUCAACCACAGCACUAGAUGAAACUGUCAGUAUUCCAACAAAGCAAAAUAUGUCUGAAAUGAUGACAGUUGAUGAAAGUAAUACAAGUAAGGCUAACGUUAAAGUAAUAACUGUUGAAGUUAGUAAAAAUGAUACUAAGGUAGAAAAUUUACUAGCAAAAGGGUACGAUUCAUUUCACAAAACUUACAUACAAGAUUCAAAGCAUGAAAUGAAAAAAAAACAACCAUUUAAUUCCACAGUAAUAAAAAUGUCCUUCACGGAAAACGAAAUUAAUCUUUCAAAACGUUCCUGCAUAUCAUGUAAUAAUAUUGUUUCAAUGGGAUGUAGUGAACCGAAAAAUAAAUUGAUACCUUCCGUUAUUUGUAAAAAUAAUGAAGAUAUGUGUUACUCUCAACACACGCCAUUCGGAAUAGUAAAUCGUGGAUGUUUCAACAUACACCGCAAUCUGACUACAUACGUUUGUUCCUGUAAUCUUUGUAACUACAUUUCAAUUUCCGAAAUGCCUCAUAUAUUUUCAAUGAAAAGAGAUUGGAUUGAAAAUGUUAUAGAACUCUCUCGAACGAAAAGUUUCAGAAGCUCUAUAUUUAAAGAUAUGUCUUGCUUGAGAUGUGAAGUAAAUGCAACUUUAACUACAGACUUGAUUUAUAAAACAAAUUGCUUGGAAGGACAUAUAAGUUCACUUCCUAUACAAGAGUGCGGUGAAAACGAAAUUUGUGGUAUUAAAGCUAUUAGAAGCGAGGGCUAUAUCUGGCGAGGAUGUUUAGCCAGUCCCUUGUACAAUCACUGGUGGAUGUUUUGUGAUAGCGAUUUAUGUAAUCACGAUAGUCUUGUAUCAAUUUUUGAAGAAUCUUUAUGA